AUUAAUGGCGGAAAGCGAGAAUUGUGAAACACGGCCAAACCAGGUAGAUUGCUAUAAAACUACGCACAAUUAACGUCACGUCGAAUAGCUGGAGGCUUCGGUGUCCUCAUUUGCUCCAGAUCACAUAUUCACAUGUGCGCUCACAUUCAAUUUCUCCUACGCCUCUUGUAUACGGAAUAGCAACACCGAACGAAUCCAUUUUUAGGCUUCCUCACGCUCGUCGUACGCGCGCAUCGAUUGCAUCGCGCACGCAACUCUGUUGACAAAUUUGCGGUGCUAAACCGAGUGCUUUCGCGGAUCGGAGGUAGGUUAAAAUGGGAAGCGUGCGCGCGAUUUUGGACCAUCCGGAUGAUUUGUAUCCGAUGGUAAAGCUGAAGUUCGCGAUGAGAAGCGCCGCAAAGCAGAUCCCCGAUGAGCCUCAUUGGGGAUUUUGUUACUCUAUGCUUCAUAGAGUUUCUAGAAGUUUUGCGCUCGUGAUCCAACAGUUGGAUACUGAUCUUCGCGAUGCUGUGUGUAUUUUCUAUUUGGUUCUUCGAGCGCUUGACACUGUUGAGGAUGACACAAGCAUAGCAGCAGAGGUUAAAGUGCCUAUUCUGAUGGCCUUCCAUCAUCAUAUAUAUGACAGGGAAUGGCAUUUUGCAUGUGGCACAAAGGACUACAAAGUUCUAAUGGAUGAGUUCCAUCACGUUUCCACUGCUUUCUUGGAGCUUGGACCCAGUUAUCAGAAUGCAAUCGAGGAUAUUACUAUGAGGAUGGGUGCGGGAAUGGCAAAAUUCAUUUGCAAAGAGGUAGAAACAAUUGAUGACUACGACGAGUAUUGUCACUAUGUGGCGGGACUUGUUGGGUUAGGGUUGUCAAAGCUAUUCCAUGCUUCCGGAAAAGAAGAUCUAGCUUCAGACUCUCUUUCCAACUCAAUGGGUUUAUUUCUUCAGAAAACAAAUAUCAUCAGAGAUUAUCUGGAGGAUAUCAAUGAGAUACCAAAGUCACGCAUGUUCUGGCCACGCCAAAUUUGGAGUAAAUAUGUUAACAAACUUGAGGAAUUAAAAGAUGAGGAAAACUCAGUUAAGGCUGUGCAGUGCCUCAAUGAGAUGGUGACAAAUGGUUUAGAGCAUGUAGAAGAUUGCCUCAAGUACAUGUCUGCCUUGAGAGAUCAGGCUAUCUUUCGGUUUUGUGCAAUUCCACAGAUAAUGGCCAUUGGGACCUUAGCUUUGUGCUAUAACAACAUUGGAGUCUUCAGAGGUGUUGUGAAAUUAAGACGGGGUCUCACUGCUAAAAUCAUGGACAGAACUAAAACCAUGUCCGAUGUAUACGGAGCCUUCUAUGACUUCUCUCUUAUGCUAAAAUCUAAGGUUGAUGACAAGGAUCCAAACGCUAGAAAGACAAAAGACAGAUUAGAAGUGAUCUUAAAACUUUGCAGGGACUCAGGAACUCUAAACCAAAGGAAAUCGUACAUUAUACAGAGCAAACCCCGUUACAAUGCAACUCUGAUUGCUGUUCUGUUCAUUGUGCUAGCAAUUCUUGUGGCGUACCUGUCAGCUAUUCGAUCUUAAUUAAAGAGUGAGUACUGUAUUUUCAGCCAUCCCAUCCCAUCUUUUGUUAUUAUCCUGUAGAGAGAGAGCAUUUAAUGCAUUGAGUUUCUAUUAUAUUAUUAUUAUCGCCAUCCAUCAUCAGGAAGCUAGGAAGCUAGCUAAAUGUACCAUUCAUUCCAUUCCAGUGAAACUUGCUUCUACUUGUCAAUUGCAGCCAAAGUUAGCUCGUUUA
This is a messenger RNA of Andrographis paniculata, 1761 nucleotides long. Its product is annotated as squalene synthase-like. The record is from RefSeq and is a predicted model, not a curated record. Lineage: Eukaryota; Viridiplantae; Streptophyta; Magnoliopsida; Lamiales; Acanthaceae. The transcript is spliced from 14 exons. Gene Ontology annotation, molecular function: squalene synthase [NAD(P)H] activity. Gene Ontology annotation, biological process: lipid biosynthetic process; farnesyl diphosphate metabolic process. Bases 315 to 1550 code for a protein of 411 amino acids. Gene Ontology annotation, cellular component: endoplasmic reticulum membrane.